AUGAAGACGACGCGCUUCAACACGCUGCUGCCCUCGCCGGAGGGCAGCUGCAAGAAGCUCGCGGUCGUCCAGUUCAAGGUCCCCGGCGCGAAGAACGGCGGCACGGACAAGGGCCCCGACGGGAACCGCAUCGACUCCAUCCCCAUCGCCAACGGCGUCAUCAAGGCCGGCGGCGCCUGCGACAUGCUCCUCUACGACUACGAGGACCACGCGGGCUUCGAGGCGACGAUCGAGAAGUACGACGCGCUCAUCGUCCGCAUCAACCCCGGUCAGCUGUCCCAGAUCCCGGGCGUCGACGGCGUCCAGGCCAAGUUCGACGCGACGAUGAACGCCUUCGUCGCCAAGGGCAAGCCCGUCUGGUCGUCGCCGGGCGUGCAGACGAAGAUGGGCGCCAAGGACGCGCUCUGCAAGAUCGCGAACAUGGGCUGCGGCCUCGUCGACACCUUCGCCUACUACGACGAGGAGACGCUCAAGACCGAGUUCAAGAAGACCAUGGCCUUCCAGCCGCGCGUCAUCAAGCAGAACCGCGGCUCCGCGGGCGAGGGCAUCUGGCUCUGCUGGAUCGCGAACGAGGCCAAGGACGGCAUCAUCGGCGCGCACGAGUACCCGUCCAAGACCUUCGGCGAGAAGUCGCUCGGCGACGACGUCGUCCUCAAGCUCAUGGAGAUGAACGACAACCACGUCGAGUACCACACGGUCGGCGAGUUCCUCACGUUCUGCGGCGGCGUCGCCGCCGGCGGCCAGCUCGUCGACCAGCGCCUCCUCGGCCGCAUCGACGAGGGCGAGGUCCGCGUGCUCAUGGCCGGCGACACGUGCCAGAUGAUCAUCCACAAGAAGCCCGAGGGCGGCGGCCUCAGCGCCGUCGGCGGCAACAGCGCCUACACCUACUACGAGCCCACGGACCCGCUCUACGCCGACCUCCUGGCCAAGCUCCAGGGCGACAUCAAGAACGGCCUCCUGGACGUCCUCGACCUCAAGGGCGAGAAGCUCCCGCUCAUCUGGACGUGCGACUACAUCCCGAAGAACCCCGAGGGCUGGGACAAGGCGGAGAACGCCGAGCCCAUGCAGACGGAGUACGUCGUCGGCGAGUUCAACUGCUCCUGCGUCGGCAUCUCCAUGUUCCAGGCCGUCUGCGGCGGCGAGAAGACGCUCGCGGACGUGCCCGACGCGGACUACUUCGAGGCGUGCAAGCUCACGGACCUCAUGGGCGUCAAGGCGCUCGAGAUGCUCGCCUAG
Molecule: messenger RNA, 1236 nt
Organism: Aureococcus anophagefferens
Lineage: Eukaryota; Pelagophyceae; Pelagomonadales; Pelagomonadaceae
Exons: 2
Coding region: 1-1236 (411 amino acids)
Source: RefSeq, a predicted model, not a curated record